This is a messenger RNA of Labrus mixtus (cuckoo wrasse), 944 nucleotides long. It is a transcript of the gene morn3, whose product is annotated as MORN repeat containing 3. The record is from RefSeq and is a predicted model, not a curated record. Bases 142 to 855 code for a protein of 237 amino acids. The transcript is spliced from 6 exons. Lineage: Eukaryota; Metazoa; Chordata; Actinopteri; Labriformes; Labridae.
CAGAAACCAGUUAGUAAAGUUUACUGUCUGCUCUCUAGCAUGUUUAAUUAGUUUAUUCGUUAGCUACAUGGCCUGCAUCCACAAACGGGUUGAGUUUAAGUAAGUCAGCUGCUUGGACACGUCGCUAAGCUCCCGCCAGCCAUGCCAGAUUUUAAAACAGCACAAAUAAAGCAGCCACUCUCAGAAUUGUUGGAUGUCAAGUCACAGAAAUGUGGACUGCGGCGUACAGUGUUCUCGGUCAAUGGAAAUGAAUUUACUGGAGAGUGGAAAGACAACAAGAAGCAUGGAAAGGGAACUCAGGUGUGGAAGAAGUCUGGUGCCAUUUAUGAUGGAGAGUGGAAGUUUGGAAAACGUGACGGACAUGGUACCUACAGUGUGCUUCUCCCAGAAAGGAAGGAGUAUUCAAGGAAGUACUGUGGUGAAUGGAAGAAUGGAAAGAAGCAUGGGUAUGGGAUGUACUUCUACAAUAACUCAUCAGUUUAUGAGGGGGAGUGGAGCGAGGACUGUCGGAGUGGCUGGGGAAGGAUGUACUAUGAGAGUGGAGAUAUCUAUGAGGGAGAGUGGCUGAAGGAUAAGAAUCACGGGAAAGGCAUCAUUCGAUUUGCUAAAGGAAAUUGGCAUGAAGGCACGUGGCAAGACGGCCUGAGAAAUGGACAUGGAAAGUUCUAUUACUCCGAUAAAGGCCAGCUUUAUGAAGGCUUCUGGGUGGAUGGAGUAGCAAAAUGUGGGACCCUGUCUGAUUUUGGAAGGGAUGAAGCACCAACACCAACAAAGUAUCUAAUUCCCCAGGUUCAACUGGUGGAUACGCAGUUGGUUUUAAGGGAAGCCCAGUCAGCCUACCUUAAGCAGUGCUGAUGAAGAACAAGAAGAAGCUCAAAAGCAAGUUUCCACUCGGCCACACACUCACUGAACGGGAAUAAAACAAAUGACAUGAUUUUAUUCAG